CAAAGUAUUAAAGCAUUUUGCAACGCAAUUCCCCCACGGUAAACGCGUGGUUGCCCAGCAACGAGUGCAACCCGGAAGCCAGCAAGGCCCUCCCUGAUUGGUUCUAAUAGCGCAGAGGUGGGAGGCGGGAGUGGCUCAGUCUGCCAUUUCACGAUUGGUGGCUCGGCGCCCUUUCCUGUCAGCUGAUUGGCGCCGGGGCGGAGGCGGGAAGGACGGACGCCGGAGAGGGCCGCCGUCGCCUGAGGAUUUCUUUUUCCUGUUGAGAAAGUUGAUGAUGAAGCUGAAUCAUGCCAUACAUUGGUGGUUUUUUGAUGUAUACGUUUACUCGUUAAAACGCAGAUGAGGACACAGAGCGAGAGAAAUGCAAGAUAAUACUCACAGAAUAGUAAAGUGAAUGACAUCUCCUUUUCUCCUGAAUAAUUACUGUAUUACUAGUGGAAGAAAAAUGUUAGUUUAAAACAUCUCAUUUCUAAAUUAUAAACCUGAAGUAAACGGGAGGAAAAAGUGGCAAUGUCUUCUGAUGUGUCAGAAUAUACUAUUGGGGGAGUGAAGAUUAUAUUCCCUUGCAAGGCUUACCCUUCACAGCUUGCUAUGAUGAAUGCUAUUGUUAAGGGUUUAAAUAACAGGCAACACUGUUUGUUGGAGAGCCCUACAGGAAGUGGCAAAAGCUUGGCAUUACUUUGUUCUGCAUUAUCAUGGCAGCAGUCUCUGUAUGAGAAAUCACUGCUUACAUCAUCAUGUGAAAAGGAAGACAGAAAGCCAGAGACCUCACCACCAUGUCACUGCACGUGUCAUUCCCAAUCUAAGAGCAACGAGGCUGCAACAAGUGUGAAUCAUGGUGCUUCUUCUAGUUCUUUUAAUAAUUAUGAAACAGGAAGUUCUGUAAAACCUGGAAGCCCGCUAACAAACACAGAAUGUAAGGAAAAUGAAACGCUAGCUUCGAAAUUGUCUGCCAAAAAAAGAUUAUCUCUGUAUGCCAAUGAGAAUGAUGAUUUUCAAGUAGACAGGAAAAGGAUUCGUCCUUUAGAAACUGAGCAGCAGGUUAGAAAACGUCAUUGUUUUGCAAAAGGAGUGCAGCUAGUUGAUGCUUUAGAAGUUUAUCAUCAGAGAAAAAAUGGAGAGCUGAUGGUUCACUCUGAAAAAAGUGUGAAAACCACUACUUUUUGUCCCAAAACAUCUUCUGGCCCUUGCACUGAGUGUUCCUGUUCUUCUGGAAAAGAAACUGAUAAAGACACUAGAAACACAAAGAAGAAAGAAAAUGGAGAUCGGUCAUUUGUUCCCAAAAUAUUUUUUGGAACACGAACACACAAGCAAAUAUCCCAGAUUACCAGAGAGUUGAAGAGAACAGCGUAUUCCAGUGUCCCUAUGACAAUUCUUUCUAGCCGGGAUUAUACCUGUAUUCAUCCAGUGGUGUCUAGCAGUGGUAGUAACAGGAACGAAAUGUGUGUGGAAUUGCUGGAAGGAAAACAUGGCAAGUCCUGUCUUUACUAUCACGGUGUUCAUAAACUCAGUGAACACCAUGCUCUACAGUCUGCACAUAGGAUGUAUCAGGCUUGGGACAUUGAAGAUUUAGUGAGCCUGGGGAAGAAGCUUCGUGCCUGUGCAUAUUUUGCAGCCAGAGAACUCAUGGUGGGCGCAGAUAUUGUAUUUUGUCCUUACAAUUAUCUCCUUGACCCACAGAUACGGGAGAGCAUGGAAAUUAACCUAAAAGGCCAAGUAGUCAUUUUAGACGAAGCCCAUAAUAUUGAGGACUGUGCUCGGGAGUCAGUGAGCUACAGUGUUACAGAAAGUCAACUAAGAGUCGCUCGAGAAGAGCUUGAUUUCAUGGUCAAUAACAACAUCAGACAGAAGGAUCAUGAGCCCCUACGGGCUGUGUGCUGCUCUUUGACCAACUGGUUACAGGAGAGCUAUAGUCAACUAGUAGAAAGAGGGUAUGAAACUUCCUGUAAGGUUUGGAGCGGAAAAGAAAUGCUCACCAUUUUGUACAAAAUGGGAAUAACUGGUAUUACUUUUCCCAUUUUACAGAAACAUCUUGCUACUGUCCUGGAAAAAGAAGAAAAAAUAUCAGUGCUCGGUAAAGAGGAACUUAUUGAGAUACCAGUUGUGAGCCCUGCCACUCAGAUUGUGCUGAAAGGGUUAUUCAUGGUUCUUUUAUGUCUUUUUAAAGAUAAUGGCAGGUAUGCAGAUGACUACAGAGUUGCCCUACAACAAACUUAUGCUUGGAUGAAUGAAAACCAACUUGAUGUUUCAGAUACAAGUGCCUUCUUUACACGGCCCAAGCAUAAAAGGAGUUUGCGGCAGAAAACUGUAGUCCGCAUGCUUAAUUUUUGGUGCUUGAAUCCUGCUGUGGCUUUUUCAGACUUAAGUGAUGUUAGAACAAUUGUUCUCACAUCUGGGACACUCUCUCCAAUGGAUUCGUUUUCUUCAGAGCUUGGUGUGAAGUUUUCUAUUCAGUUGGAGGCAAAUCACAUUAUUCGGAAGUCACAGGUUUGGGUUGGCACCAUUGGAGCAGGCCCUAAUGGUCGGAAGUUGUGUGCCACAUUCCAGCAUACAGAGACCUUUGAGUUCCAAGAUGAGGUGGGAGCACUUCUGCUUUCAGUGUGUCAAACAGUUGGCCAAGGAAUUUUGUGCUUUUUGCCAUCCUAUAAGCUGUUGGACAAAUUGAAAGAUCGCUGGAUGCACACUGGCUUAUGGAGAAACCUGGAGCUGGUUAAGACAGUCAUUUCAGAGCCUCAAGGAGGGGCAAAGAGUGACUUUGAUGAACUGCUGAAAAUAUACUACGAUGCCAUAAAAUGUAAAGGAGAAAAAGAUGGAGCACUCCUUAUAGCUGUAUGCAGAGGAAAAGUUAGUGAAGGCUUGGAUUUCUGUGAUGCGAAUGCCCGUGCAGUUAUAACCAUAGGUAUUCCGUUUGCAAAUGUGAAAGACCUUCAGGUUGAAUUAAAGAGGAAGUACAAUGACCAGCACAAAAGUACAAGAGGCCUUUUACCAGGGAGUCAGUGGUAUGAAAUUCAAGCUUAUAGGGCUCUGAACCAAGCCCUGGGAAGGUGUAUAAGACAUAGGAAUGACUGGGGUGCUCUUAUUUUAGUUGAUGACCGCUUCCGGAAUAACCCUAAUAAGUACAUAACUGGAUUAUCUAAAUGGAUUCGGCAACAAAUCCAGCACCAUGAAAAUUUUGGUAGUGCACUUGAAUCCUUGCAUGCAUUUGCUAUAAGAAACCAGAAAAGCAUUGAUUGUUCAUCAGAGUGCAGCAGUGAAGUUAUCCAUGUACCUUCAAACCCAAAAGACCUGUCACAAGCCUCUCAACAGGAGGCAACUAUUCAUCUUUCAACAGAUGUUCCUGCUAAAAGUGAGGAGAAAAGUUUGGUUCCAGAAGUUAAUUUUACUACAACCGUCAGCUCAGUUAAUCCUACAGCAUCAAAUCAGCAAAGUAACAUCAUGACAACAAUGAAACAAAGUGGCCAGAAAGUUGAUGUCGAGAGUCAUUCUCACCAUGUAACACAAAGAAGAAAACAUAUGGACUCCAAACCCAAAAUGCCAGCAACUAAAAUAGAGAGAGAAAAAAAGAAUGGUUGGACUAAUGCUGAUAUUAUGAAAGAACAUUGCUGCCUUAAACCACCGACUUCAACACCUUUGCCUGUAGCCAAGAACUGCAUGUCCACAGCUAGUAGCAAACAAAAGAAUGUGAAUAGGGCUAGUGAACUUAUUGAUAGUGUAAAUCAAUGCCAGUCAUUAUUAAUUUCAGAACAUAAGCCAAGUGUACGAGAAUCAUGUUUGGAAACAACUAAUUUUUCAGUUAAAAAUACUGAGGCUGCAAUUGCUGAAGAGCAUCCUGAUAAGCUACAGCUUCAAGUUGAGCCCUGCAGUGAGUUUCCUUCAUCAGGAGGGAAAUCUGAACUUUCAGUGUUAAACGUAUCUGCAGAAGCUGAAGAUGAGGAUGAGAGUAUCUACUUCACACCAGAACUCUAUGAUGAUGUAGAAUCAGAGGAACAGAAAAUCAGACCACUGGUUCCAACCUGUAAUACAAAUGAAAAUCGGAUUGAAUGUGGAAACUCCACAGUCGCUGUUGAUCUUUUUGCAGUCAACACCACAGAAACACCAAGUGUGACUAAAAAAAAGAUUGAUGAUGAUGAUGACAGAAGCACAGGCUUACAUGGAAUAAUGCAAAAUGAGGGGAGUAAGAAUAGUGCAGUUAAUAAUGCAGAGAUGACUAGUGAAAUAAAAGCAGAGCAGAUAGCAUCUCAAGAGAUCGACACCAAAAAACGGAAAAUCAAUCUUUCCAGAUCACGAAAUAAAGGAUUGAAAGAUCAGAGACAAUGCAGACGGAGAAAAGCUACAGUUAGGCAAAGUGCCGACACCUGUGAAAGAAAGAAGGAAACACACCACCAGCUUUGCAAGAAAGGACUUUAUUGUAUUGUCUGUGGAGCUGAAAUACUGCCUAAAGCAAAGGGAAUUUUGAGAAAAGCUUGCUACAGUAAUAUUGCACUGAAAAUAAUCUGGAAACUCUUCAGAAAUACUAAUAUAAGAAGUAAAGAACCCAUUAAUAAUUGUAUGUGUGAACUAGAUAACAUUUCAGAAGAUGAUAAUAUGAUGUUGAUCAUCUCAGAUGCUGCAAGUCUCAGUCAUCUUAAAGAAACUUUGAAGGUUUAUCAGAUGCCCAUGAAAAGUGAAGGACCAGUAGGAGUCUCUUGCCCCACUACUUCUUACUCUCCAAAACAGCACUGUGCAUGUUUUGCAGAUAUUUUUUAUGGAAGGCAUUUUUAAGCCAAGAGAAACACCUGAGCUUUUAAAAAGACUAUAACCUGUCUUUCGUUAAAUUGUUAUAUAGACUGUUCAAAGCUGUACUAAAGCUUUGUUAUAAUUGUUUCCUUAUAAGGAAAUUUCCUCCUUGUAAGGGACAUUGAAUACCAUGUUACAAAUCAUGCGUUCUACCUGUUUUGUUCUCUGUUAGCAAUUGGCUGAGGGCAGUUGCUGCAAACGUUGUUUUCUUUUUUGUGUCAAUAAGGUCUUGAUCUUUGCCUAUUGGUCAAUAAUUCUGACUUCAUUUUUUUGUGAUCUUCAUCUCUUAGCAUCUUGCUUCAUUACAUCUUUGUUCAAGAGAGAUUUUGUUUAACAAUGUUUUGUUUAUUGCCACAGUGUAGUGGUUGAGUCUGCAUUGUGCUUUAACUUCCAUACCUUUC
This is a messenger RNA of Aquila chrysaetos chrysaetos, 5177 nucleotides long. It is a transcript of the gene BRIP1, whose product is annotated as BRCA1 interacting helicase 1. Lineage: Eukaryota; Metazoa; Chordata; Aves; Accipitriformes; Accipitridae. Gene Ontology annotation, cellular component: nucleus. The transcript has 26 exons. Gene Ontology annotation, biological process: double-strand break repair involved in meiotic recombination; nucleotide-excision repair. The coding region runs from base 511 to 4761 and encodes 1416 amino acids. The record is from RefSeq and is a predicted model, not a curated record. Gene Ontology annotation, molecular function: DNA binding; hydrolase activity, acting on acid anhydrides, in phosphorus-containing anhydrides; DNA helicase activity.